AUGAAAACGAAUUCUCCAACACUAUCUUUUUCUGUAAUUAAUAUUGAUCAUAAAGAAGCACCAGAUCUUAUUGAAGUACCUCCUGAAACUCUUGCUAAAAUAGAAAAUGUUGAAGAAACAAAUGUUACAUCGUCAUUGACUUUUAAUAAAUGUUGGAAAUGGUUAAGAAUAUAUGCGAAGAAAUUUUGUGGAUUACAUGAAGAACGACCAAAACGUUUGCCAUGGCAAGAAUAUUUUUGGAGUUUUAUUGGAGCAUUUUUGGGUAUCGCAGCUGUUGCCUUUCUUCAUUUCAGAUUACUCGAAAAGCAUCAAUUAUCAUUUUUAAUCGGUUCAUUUGGUGCUUCUGCUGCUAUUAUAUUUGGUGCACCUCGUUCUCCAUUAGCUCAACCUCGUAGUUUAAUUGGUGGCCAUCUUAUAGGUGCUAUAUGUGGUUGUGUAGUACGAUUAGCUAUUUAUCAAUUUGAAAAAUCAGUGGGAUGUGCUAUAGCAGUUGCAACAGCCAUUGUAGUAACACAAUUGACUGAAACAACUCAUCCACCAGCUGGUGCAACUGCUCUAAUUGCUGUUACUGCUCAUCCUAUUUUACCUUGGGCAAAUUUUCAAUUUAUUUUAAUACCUGCUCUUAGUGGCGCUUGUACUAUGUUAUUUGUUGCUUUAAUUGUUAAUAAUAUUGCACCUAAACGAACUUAUCCGAGUUUUUGGUGGUAA
Messenger RNA from Rotaria sp. Silwood2, 708 nucleotides. Lineage: Eukaryota; Metazoa; Rotifera; Eurotatoria; Philodinida; Philodinidae. The record is from the annotation of a GenBank genome assembly.